UGUGUUUUUGAGAGUUAAUUUUUUAAUUUUAUGGCUUCAUCAACAUCUUCACAGAAACAUCCAAGCUCAGAAGAAAAUGCUUUUGAUGCAAUGGACAAAUUUAUAAAUGAAAGUGGCUGCGCUGAUUUCCAUUACAAAUUGCAGGUAUAAGUACUUUUAAUAUUGCAUCAAAACUUCCCGUCUGUGAAAUAUUUAGAGCGAUUUCCAUUUACAUAAGAAUUAUUAUUUGUUAUCUUCAAUCAUACAUCAUGGAUUUGAAUAUACCUUUGCCGAGCGCUGCGCCUUCUGAAGCGCUCUUUUCAAAUUUCAUCGCCGAAGUGAAAGAAAUUGAAAAAAGAGACUCCGUGUUUACUCCUAAACAACAGAUAGAUCGUCUUUUACGUCCAGGAAGUACGUAUUUUAAUUUGAAUCCUUUUGAAGUUCUCCAGAUAGAACCAGAAUCAUCAACAGAUGAUAUAAAAAAGCAAUAUCGCCGUUUGUCAAUACUUGUACAUCCCGAUAAAAAUCCGGAUGAUAGAGAGAGAGCCCAGCAAGCAUUUGAUAUUGUCAAUAAAGCAUAUAAGAUCUUAGAAGAUGAAGCUCAACGUGCCAAAGCUUUGGAAAUAGUAGAGGAAGCAAAAGGGCGCACAGAUAUGAUGAUUGAAGAAAAAAGAAAAAAACAGAAGAAAGCUGGGAAAGGUUCAAAAGUUGAAGAAGAUGAUCCAGUUAAAUAUAAACAUGCUGUUUAUGUUUUGACAAUGAAAUUGUUUGCUGAUUUAGAGCGAAAACGACGACAGACAGAGGAACGAAAUAUGGAAGAGAGAAAAAGAAAAAGAGAAACAGAAAUUGAGGAAGAGGAAAAAAAGAAAAUUGAUAAGGAAUGGCAAAAGAAUUAUGAAGAAAGUCGAGAUAACAGAAUCAACAGUUGGAAAACAUUCCAAACUAAUAGCAAAUCUAAAAAGAAAGUUAAAGAAUUUCGCCCUCCUAAACACAAAGCUGAAACUCGGAAAGAAAGUUUUAUAACUUUUAAUAACAUAUUUAAAAUGAAGAAAGCAGAUAAAAAUAUUUCAAACGUUUUGCUUCAAAUGAAAAAGAUUCCGAAACAAGUGAAAGAACAGCUAAAACCUCUCGUUCAAAAACUUUUAGCUAAAUGCUCAAGUGCAAAAGCUCUAACUAAGAAAGCAGAAUGGGAUGAAAUGGUGGAAAUUUUUGAAACUUUAGAAGCUAUCCAGAAUCUAGAAAAGAAUUACAAGAUUCCUUUCCCAGACAGAAAAAAUAAUUGGGAAAGAUUUUAUGAAUGGUGUGAGGAAAAUGGAGCAGAUUUCAGUUCUAUUGAGAUACAAGACAUAAAAGAAGGCAAUUAUGGAACACUUGCUAAAAGAGAUAUAAAAGAAAAUGAAGCAUUUUUAAAAGUACCUAGAAAAAUCAUGAUGUCUGAAAUUUCUGCAAAAAAAUCUCGAUUAGCACCACUAAUUUCUUCUGAUCCCAUAUUACAACACAUGCCAAAUGUUCAAGUUGCAAUGCAUCUUUUGACUGAAUUAUUAGAUCCAAAGUCAUUCUGGUUGCCUUAUAUCUCCAUUUUGCCUUCAAGUUAUUCUACCAUUCUUUACUUCACUUUAAAUGAAAUAAAGGAAUUACAGAAAUCACCUGUGAUAGAUGAAGUGUUCAAAUUAAUUCGUAGUGUAAUUAGACAGUACUGCUAUUUUUUUCAGCUUUUUCAGCGGGAUUCUUAUGCAAAAUCCCUUAAUAUUGGACAGUACUUCACAUAUGAUCUCUAUCGGUGGGCUGUUUCAUGUGCUAUGACAAGACAAAAUAUUUUGCCUGAUUAUGAUGGAAAGCAGCAAGUUACAACUUUGGUUCCUCUAUUUGACAUGUGUAAUCAUUCUAAUGGAAGGCUAUCCACAGAUUUUGAUGUGGAGAAUGACGCAUUAAUAUCUUAUACUUUUAAAUCAUUUUCUCUAGGUGAAGAGGUGUUCAUGUUCUAUGGUCCCAGAACUAAUGCUGAAUUUAUGGUACAUAAUGGAUUUGUAUAUCCUGAGAAUGAAAAUGAUGCUAUUGAAAUUAAAUUAGGUAUUAGCAAAAAUGACCCUCUUCAUAAUCAGAAAAAUGAGCUAUGUAACAAACUAAAAGUUUCUAUUAAUGGGCCAUUUUAUCUUUACAAAGAAAAAUGUGUUAAUGAAGAACUUCUUGCAUUUCUAGAAAUAAAUGUGAUGAAUUUGGGUGAGUUGGAACGUGUUUUAAAUGAAAAAGAAGAUAGUACAAAUCUACUUUCUGAAGAAUUUUCUGAUCUCAAGGGAAGAGCUUUUUCUUUUUUGAAAGAUAGAGUGAAUCUUUUAUUAAAAGCAUAUGGAACAACAUUAGAGGAAGAUGAAGAUCUAUUAAAGCAGGAUAUUUUCGAGUCCGACCAUCAUCGUUUAGCUGUGCAGCUACGGAUCUGUGAAAAGCAAAUUCUAUCAGCUGCCUAUGAAUAUUGCAUUAAAAAAAUAUCAUAACUUGUUAUUUUUAUUUUCAUAAUGUUUUUUUUUGUAUGCUAAAAUUUUUAGUGUUGUACUUAAAAAUGUUUCAUGAUAUCAACAUUUGAUUUAUUUUUCCUUUGCAGUUUUGUUUUAAUGAUCUAUGUUACAUUAUUAUUUAUUUUGAAUAUUAAUUGCUUAUAUUUGAUAUAAAUUUUUUGUUAUUUAUAUAACUUUCAAUGAUUGAAAUGAUUUUCAGCAAACAUUAAUAUUUGCUUCAUAUUUAAAAAAAAUUAUUGCAUUUAUUAUUUGUCUAUAUUACUGAGCAAGAGAAGUACAUUUUUGCAGAUAUAUUAUUUGCAUAUUUGGUACAGUUAAACCAAAUUAUAUUGUUAUUUAUUCAGAAUUAUAUGCUUGUUACAUUGUUUUGUAUCAUGUUCACAAGUUAAAUUUGAUAAUUCAAAACCGAUUUACAGAAUGAGAAAGCCAAAUAUUAUGAUUGAACCUCUUUAUGGUAGAAAUGAAUUUUAAAAUGUAGAAAUGACUUUUUUAAUAUCAUAUAUCAAAUGCAUGGGAAAGUAAUGAAAUAAUCAUAAAAUCUUCAGUAACAUAUAAAUCAUUAUUUCAAAUUGAAAUGAUCUUUUUCUAUAUUUUCCCAUUUCCAUUAUACUAAUAGUAUAAUUUAUAAUUUACUUUGAACUUUAAAAGUGGUUUUAAUCACUUUAUUGCAUUUAUU
Molecule: messenger RNA, 3168 nt
Organism: Argiope bruennichi
Lineage: Eukaryota; Metazoa; Arthropoda; Arachnida; Araneae; Araneidae
Product: actin-histidine N-methyltransferase-like
Exons: 16
Coding region: 249-2471 (740 amino acids)
Biological process (GO): actin modification
Cellular component (GO): nucleus
Molecular function (GO): protein-L-histidine N-tele-methyltransferase activity; protein binding
Source: RefSeq, a predicted model, not a curated record